AAGAAGAAGUAGAACUGACUUGCAGGGUAAAGAAUAUGACAGCAAAAGCCCAAGGCCAUGGGAUGAUCCCCAAUUUGGGGACUUUCCAUAUUUCAUCUCUCUCCAUACACAUACAUCUCAAAACAUACCUAGAGCCACUCCCACACAAGUCAACAGCCCUGUGGGCACAGGAGGUGGGGUUGUUAUUGUUCGGUUCUAAUUGUGUGGUCUACAAGGUUCCAGGGGACCCAGGUCACCACUGGAACUCUAGGUGGGGCAGGAAGGACAGUGGCUCACUCAGCAUGGUAGGCUAUGAAGGGGAACCGUUGGGGGAGGGCUACACAAGCAGAGGGAGACAGAAAGUCGAGCUGGAAGCAGAAACCCAGAAAGGGUGCAUGGCUUGUGGAGGGUCACAGAGUAUCCGGAUGGAGAGAAAAAGAGAACUGAGGCUGAUUGACUCCCCCCCACCACUUCCCUCUAACGUGACUUCUGAAGUCUGUCCCAGCAGGUACCUGUGGGUGCGCCUUGGGGAGCACCACCUCUGGCAGUGGGAGGGUCCAGAGCAGCUGUUCCGGGUCACAGACUUCUUCCCCCACCCGGGGUUCAAUGAGGACCUCAGUGCCAAUGACCACAACGAUGACAUCAUGCUAAUCCGUCUGCCCAGGCGGGCACGCCUGGGUCCUGCUGUGCAGCCCCUCAGCCUCAGCCAGACCUACCUUGCCCCAGGCACUCAGUGCUUCAUCUCAGGCUGGGGGGCAGUGUCUAGCCCCAAGGUGCGGUAUCCACUCACGCUGCAGUGUGCCAACAUCAGCAUCCUGGAUGCCAAACUCUGUCACUGGGCUUAUCCAGGCCACAUCUCAGACAGCAUGAUAUGUGCCGGCCUGUGGGAGGGGGGCCGAGGCUCCUGCCAGGGUGACUCUGGGGGACCCCUGGUUUGCAAUGGGACCCUUGCAGGCGUGGUGUCUGGAGGCGCUGAGCCCUGCUCCAGACCCCGGCGUCCCACUGUCUUUACUAGCGUACGCCACUACGUGGACUGGAUUCGAAAAACCAUGGAGGAAAACUGAACCCUCAAGCUAAGGUCGACUGUGCGAGAACGCGAGUUCCUGCAGGGAUCCAGCCACGACCGUCACCGUUCAGACUAAGCCCUGACACUGAGGCUGUGCGCUCCCUCAGGCUCCGCCCCCGCGCUUAAACCGCGGUGUAGCCACACCCCCUCGGAAAGGCGCAGGGACACCCGUCCGCAUCUCUUGGCCAAGUCUCUAUGACGUCACAAAGAACGGACACCAUCCCCUGGAACUGCCCCACCGUGUGGCUCCGCCCUAAGGAACAUCUUCAACUAAGUAGCCCCUCCCCUCCGAACUUUUCCCAGUGGGACUUCACCUCUGGGCCCCGCCUCCGCCGCCAGCGAUUCCGCCCCCCAUGACGUCAGUGGCUCUGUAGCCCCGCCCACGUGAAAUUCAGUCCUGCUGGGCUCCGCCCCUCGCGGCCCUGCCCUGGGCGUGUCCUGGGUUUGAAUCCUGGCGCGGACCCGACUGGGAGAAGUUGGGGGUCUCGGUCCUUUCAGAGCCGAGGGAUGAUUUUACAAUAAAGCGGGGAGCCGCGCCUUC
Marmota monax (woodchuck) is the source of this 1586-nucleotide messenger RNA. It is a transcript of the gene Klk9, whose product is annotated as kallikrein related peptidase 9. Gene Ontology annotation, biological process: proteolysis. Bases 36 to 1043 code for a protein of 335 amino acids. NCBI's taxonomy places the organism in Eukaryota, Metazoa, Chordata, Mammalia, Rodentia, Sciuridae. The record is from RefSeq and is a predicted model, not a curated record. The transcript is spliced from 3 exons. Gene Ontology annotation, molecular function: serine-type endopeptidase activity.